AUGACAGCCGAGCCGUCGUCGCCCAGGAGGCGGCACAUUCUGUCCUCGUACAAUCCUGAGGAUCGACGUCCGACCCCGAGACACGACGACCAAGAUGCCAUCCUCACAGAGCCUCCCCCGCCGAAGGAGCGCUCCCCGUUAGAAGCCGAUGCUGCUACCGCGCAGUCCGAGUCUACAGAGCGCAGAUCCUCCAAGUUCCGCUUCAAGUCAAAGCGUCGCUCGCAUCGCACGUCGCGGCACCGUGAACGAGAUUACAACGACGGCCAUCAUGAAGAUGGUGACCGCGACGACGGCGAAGGCGAAGACCAAGACAGGAGCGAGGAUCGCCAUCGCCGCCAUAGAAGACACAGGCAUCACCAUCGGCACAGGAGGCGCCGCUCCCGAACGCGCUCUCCCACGCCUCCCAAUCCCCACGAGCCACCGCCCCUGAGUCCCGAGACGGCCUUCCGCGAGUCGCUCUUCGACGCCAUGGCCGACGACGAAGGCGCCGCGUACUGGGAGGGCGUGUACGGGCAGCCGAUACACGUGUACAGCAACGCCAAGGCGAACCCGCAGGGCGGUGCGCUCGAGCAGAUGGACGACGACGAGUACGCGGCCUACGUGCGCCAGAAGAUGUGGGAGAAGACGCACCAAGGCCUGCUGGAGGAGCGCGCGAGGAGGGAGGAGAAGCGCAAGGCACAGGACGAAAAGGCGCGGGAGGCCAGGAGGCUGACCAAGGAGAUGGAGGAAAGCCUGCGCAGGGGCGAGGAGAGGCGGCGGCGCCGGGGUUGGAAGUCCAAGUGGGAAGCCUAUGCGCAGGCCUGGUCCGGAUGGGACGGUGAGGUCGAUAACAUGAGCUGGCCCGUUCACAGUGAGCGGCGUGAGGACAUCACAAGCGAGAACGUUCGGGAUUUCUUCGUCAACGGGCUCGAUCCGUUGGAAAUUGGCGAGAAGGAGUUCGUGGCCAAGCUCAAGGAGGAACGAGUCCGGUGGCACCCGGACAAGAUCCAGCAGAGGCUGGGAAGCAACUUUGAUGAGUCUGUCCGCCGUGAUGUUACGGCCGUGUUCCAGAUUAUCGACAAGCUGUGGUCAGAUACCCGUUCCAAGAAGUAA
Messenger RNA from Neoarthrinium moseri, 1092 nucleotides. RefSeq lists its product as uncharacterized. Gene Ontology annotation, biological process: canonical NF-kappaB signal transduction. Bases 1 to 1092 code for a protein of 363 amino acids. Lineage: Eukaryota; Fungi; Ascomycota; Sordariomycetes; Amphisphaeriales; Apiosporaceae. The record is from RefSeq and is a predicted model, not a curated record. The transcript has a single exon.